AUGUCAAAUUCUCGAAAACGUCCUGGGACACCAUCUAGGCGAGGUGGUAAACGGAUGGAUGACAAAGAGAAUGUGGAAGUAGUUUGUCGUUUAAGUCCGUACAGCGGUGGUAAUCCUUGUGUGAUAGCAAUUGAUGAUGAAAAUGUCAAGUUUGUGCAACCAGCUUCUAUUCAGUCCAGAAAUGGAAUAUCUCCGGUAGAAGCAACUUACAAGUUUUCUUAUGUGUUUGACGAUAGUGAUAGUCAGAAGAUGGUUUUCGAGCGUACAGCUCUAGAUUUGAUAGAGAAUUUAAUUCGUGGAAAGAAUGCGUUGCUUUUUACUUAUGGAGUAACUGGAAGUGGCAAAACUUACACAAUGACUGGAAAUACUGAUGAAGACUCAAUUGGAAUCCUUCCACGUACUUUAGAUGUUAUAUUUAAUUCCCUGAUCAAUCGUGCAGAUAAAUGCAUUUUCAAAUCUGAUGGACGGAAUGGAUUUACAGUGCUUAAUGAAUUUGAAGCUGCGAUUGCCCGACGUCGUCUAGAGCUUGAGCGUUCGGAUAGUGGUAUAGAAUUGACGAAUCGUUAUGUGGAAAGACGAAGAGUCAGUGGUGCAAAUCCAGAUGUAGUUUGCGCGGUUUUUGUAUCCUACAUCGAAAUCUACAAUGAGAUUUGUUAUGAUCUUUUAGAACAAGCAACUUUAAAACAGGAUGGUACCAAAACUUUAUGUAGUAAAGAUAUCAAAAUGGCUAGCAAUAGUAUGUUUUAUGUGGGUAACGUUACUGAAAUUGAAGUUGAUUCGAGUGAUGAAGCCUUGGAACAGUUUUAUCGAGGACAAGAAAGACGCCGUGUCGGUGAUACACUGUUGAAUAAGCAAAGCAGUCGUUCGCAUUCCAUAUUUAAUAUUCGUGUAGCUAUGGCACCCUCUCGUCCAGAUUCAUAUUUCCCUGAUGCUGAUCCUGCUAAGAUCCAUGUUAGCCAGUUGUCAUUAGUUGAUCUAGCCGGGUCAGAACGAACAAAGAGAACAGGCAAUGAAGGAGCACGUCUUGUUGAGAGCAGCAAAAUAAAUCAAGGCCUCUCGGUUCUUCGACAAUGUUUUGAAAAGUUACGGAACAAUCAGUUACGUGACAAGGCAGUUACAGUUUCUUAUAGAGAAUCUAAAAUAACUCAUUUGUUCAAGAAUUUUUUCGAAGGCACUGGGAAAGUCCGUAUGAUUAUUUGCAUAAAUCCAAGACCAGAAGAUUUUAAUGAAAAUCAGGGAGUAUUGAAUUUUGCUGAACUGUCACAAGACAUUGUUGUUUCGGAGGGAAAUGAGGUUUUACCACCAGCUGCAACCGGUUUUCCCAUUAGUCGUCGCAAUUUUUUGAAAUGGCUGAAUGAAUUGGGACCUUUGCCCAUUCAGGAGAACAAUUCGUUAUCGUUACCACCUCCACCACCAUUUAAAAUUUCUGGUCCCGAUGAUGCAGAGUCAAUAAUACGAUUACGUGAUUAUUAUCAGAAUGUUGGGCAACAGCAAGAUGCUUUAAGAAAUAUAUUUGGCCAUAAAAUAGCAGAAAUUGAGCAACAUUUACAACGUGCUUUGUGUACGAUUGAUUUGCAAGAAUUGCGAAUUCAAGAAUUAGAAACAGAAAAAGAUGAAACUGAAUAUUUGCUGACGACAUUAACAUCUAAACUGAAACAAACACGCCGCGAAAAUAUGAUUUUACGUCAGCAGUUAGAGCGUUGUGAGCUGAAAGAAAACGACAAGCUAAGUCAAGAGGAAGAACAUAGGCGACGUGAAAAGUUGUAUCAAGAACAACUUCGCAAAAAAGAAAAAACACUGCAUCAGGUGACUGCUUCUUUCAAAGUUCGGGAGAUAUGCGAAAGGCCGUAUACUUCUAUAAUAAAACGCUUCAAGAGUAUUGAGAAUAUUCAUGAUGUUACUGUGAAAGAUGAUAGUGCUUUAUGUAAUGAUAACAAGGUGAUUGUACAAAAUAUCGAACCGCUCACCCCUCAUCGUGUUGCGCUGGCAAGACAGAAAUGGGAAGCACGAACUGCAAAUCAAAAUACUACAACAAAAACACGAACUGGCUAUUACAAUCCUCGGUUUCAUAGGCGAUCUAAGAGUGCCAACUGUAAAAUUAUUGAUCAUCAACCUCGGACUCGCAUUCCAGAAGGGACAAUUUUGCAGCCGCGAUUGCCGAGAUCCUCGAAAACAGUGAACAGAGUAGGUGCUAAUGAUCUGAAGAAAUAUUCUGAUUAUGUUUUGACGCAUCAGGAGCUUGAUCAAAAGGGCAACCUGACUACGCAAGUUGUGAAAGGUGAGUGCAUUCCAACCGUUGGAGGAGGCACAGCAGUACGUUUCAAUGAUGUCGAACGAUUGUCUCAUGAAUCACCAAGAAUUUAA
This is a messenger RNA of Thelazia callipaeda (thelaziosis nematode), 2364 nucleotides long. The record is from the annotation of a GenBank genome assembly. NCBI's taxonomy places the organism in Eukaryota, Metazoa, Nematoda, Chromadorea, Rhabditida, Thelaziidae.